Harmonia axyridis is the source of this 997-nucleotide messenger RNA. RefSeq names its product homeobox protein Mohawk. Lineage: Eukaryota; Metazoa; Arthropoda; Insecta; Coleoptera; Coccinellidae. The transcript is spliced from 4 exons. Gene Ontology annotation, biological process: regulation of transcription by RNA polymerase II; cell development; muscle organ development. Gene Ontology annotation, molecular function: RNA polymerase II cis-regulatory region sequence-specific DNA binding; DNA-binding transcription factor activity, RNA polymerase II-specific. Gene Ontology annotation, cellular component: nucleus. Bases 158 to 994 code for a protein of 278 amino acids. The record is from RefSeq and is a predicted model, not a curated record.
UGCACAGCGGGAGAGUUACUGAAAAUAAAACACCUCAGUACAUAGAUAACUCUGAAAGAGCGACAUCGCAUUCACAUCAGUUACACUGUGAAGUUCAUUAUGUUUGCUUUUGUAUAAGGACAGAGCUGUUUCGCAUUUCUUAGAGAACACAGAAAUAAUGGAUACAAGAAUGGAAGAAGGUUUCACCAAGGAGAGAACCAGAAGACCCGUUAGAAAUAAGCGUUUCAACAGGAAGGUUUUUGGAGAAGAAAAGAGACCUCCGAAGAGAUUAUUCACACCCGAAAUCAAGAGGUACUUGAAAGACUGGCUAGUAAGAAGAAGAGAUAACCCCUACCCUAACAGAGAAGAGAAGAAGACAUUGGCUGUACAAACAGGCUUAACCUAUAUUCAGGUUUGCAACUGGUUCGCAAAUUGGAGAAGAAAACUCAAAAAUUCUGGAAAAGAACCCCAAUGCAAAACGUGGGGAGAUCUCAUCAAAACCUACAAUAACCAAGUCCAUGGCAACAUAGAACAUUUCAGUAUUGGCUCAGACGACAGUAUUUGGUACGAAACAGAUUCAGAAGAUUAUUCCGAGCAAAAACCCAACGUUGAACAAAGCAGUUACAACAACAACAAUGACCAAUGCUUCCUUGUCAGCUCAACCACGGGAACCACAUUGGAUUUCGGCCCUUUUGUACAACCUACUAACAAAUACAAGAGUCAUAUAAUGGAAAAGUAUCUUAGGGACUGCCAGCAAACCGUUAAAGAAGAAGAAUCGGAAAAUGAUAACUCUUCACCUUCUGUGAUAUCAAAAUGGCUAGAAAGUGCCGCCAAUUUUAAACCUAAUGAGAACAGUUACCUUGACGUGAAAUUGUUUCAAACGCAGAGGAAAAAAGUUUCUAAACCAAGCUUGAGAGAAGAUAUGGAAAGGUUAAAAAUACAUGGAAAGGAAGAAUUGGAUGCAGCUGAAGCACUAACGACUUUAGCAAAUUCUAGUAGAAAUAAAACUCAGUAGUAA